Molecule: messenger RNA, 6751 nt
Organism: Pocillopora meandrina
Lineage: Eukaryota; Metazoa; Cnidaria; Anthozoa; Scleractinia; Pocilloporidae
Source: the annotation of a GenBank genome assembly
AUGUCAUCAGAAGCACAACAAGAGAGUGAUGAAAAGAGUAUCAAGUUGCCAGUCGUCGGGGAUGCGAGCUUUGUAACAUCAGACGAAACACCAAUCCUCAUGGGAUUUUCUCUGACUGACCCGGCAAAAAUCACUCGCACGGAAUCUACAGGUUCGGAAAGCUCUAAAACAGAGAAAUUAAGGAAUUCUCUGAAGUUCAAGAAUCCUGGAAGAUUACUUGAAGAAUUUAACCCUGAUACAAGUCGCCGUGAAAUGCGAAAAUUAAACAGACUGAUCAAAAAGGACCCUGCUAACCGAGCGAAAAGGAGACAAAGGCAAAGAAGACGGCCCCAGAAACAGACUUUCCACGACCGAUCAGGUGUUCGAAUGUCCGAUGGAAGAGAUGUGUGUGAUUGUCAAGACACUAAUUGUCCCGGUUGCCAUUUUCCUUGUCCUUCUUGUGGAUCAGAAAAGUGUGGUGUUGAAUGUCGCUGUGAUCGACAAUGGACUUACCUAAAAGAUGUGGAAAUUGAGAAUCCGCUACCAAGUGUUUCUCGGAGAUUGGGAAAUCGCUAAAAUCCACGCCUCUCUUCACAAGAACAGUAUUUAUGAAAGAGCUUAGCUAUACGGGGGUUUGGGUCCAAGUGGGCUUCUGAAUUCCUCUCUUUUGUGAUGAAUUAAUGGAUAAAUGAUCAAUGAUAAUUCCACACGGAAUGCAUACAAAUGUCAAAACCCUGGUUUAGAACCCUAAUGGACCCUGCGUUUGCCCCUUUUAUUUACAAACAUAGUAAGACUUUUACGGGUUUUCCAGGGUGAUCUAAGUUUAUAGGUAUUGUAACCAUGUAAGAGUGUUUUAAACCAUGGUGUACUUAGUAAACCAAAACUGAUAAGUUCUUGGAGAAGAAGUGAUCCUGACUUUUUUCAUAGAGUGUUUAAGAGCACAGGUAAAGUGGAUAAUAUUUCUUUGUUUGCCUUUCACAGAAAAUAUAGUGUUUCUCUUUUCCCAGAGAUUUGAACACAAUUAUAUUAUUAUUAUUAUUAUUAUUGAUCAAUCCAUUUCUCAAACAAAACUGAUGUUCAUCAUAUGACAUCUAUUUAUUUGGCGAUAUACUCAAAGUAAGUUCUAUCUUUGUAGGAUAAAUAAUAUGACUCAAGAAAUAUUAAAGAAUCCUUGUGGUUCAUUUUUGUGGUGGAUUAAAUGUAACAGUAUGUUGGGUCACAAUUGUAUUUUCAUUACAUUUAAUAAGGCUAAGCUUAAGAUCCAAGUAGAGACACUGAAACAAAAGUUAAAAUUCUGUAAAGUAAUUUAUUAUAUUUAUAAGAUAAAUAUAUUAUCUCUAGUCAUAAAGCCUCAUGAUGGAAUACAGCAAGCAUUAGUGCAUUUAACUGCCAAGGUCCAAUAAUUACUUCUCCCAACUGACUCCUACACGAUUCCUUGAAAAUUAGCAUGAAGAAUUUGGUGUUUUAUCAAGAUAACACCCUCAAGCUGAUAAGUUCGUCUGUUUUCAUAGCCUGUAUGCAAGAUAACAUAUUGGAAUCUCUAAUAUAAGUAACAUAUCAAUCACCGCUAGGAGUAAGAGGGUAAAAAAUUUUUUUUUCUAUCUCCAUAAUAUGUACAGGCAAUUGCGCCUUGCGAAAAUAACAUUUUCUUGUUUAAUUAUCUCUUUUUAUAAUUUGGCGGUUAAAAAGUUUCCUCAGAAAAACUUCAUCAGACGGCUAUAUGCAAAUUUUCCUGUUCCGCGAUAAGGCUUGGCCACCAAGGCUAUUAGAUCUCGCGCAUACUCUAAUCGUUCUCUUUUCACUGUGGUCGCCAUCUUGGAGAAGAAAGUGAGUAGUGUGAAAGCAAUCCACAGAAAUUUUAAACCAUCCAUUCACUACUUGGCGAAUUUUCAAUAAAAUGAAAAAUUUUGAAUAUCAUAUAACUUCCUACCGCGAAAAUUUUUUCAGCGAAACUUAAAGAAAUGCAAGAAAAUGCCUUGUACAAUGUUGUUACCUUUUCAUACCAAUUUGUCACGUUAGACGCAGUUUCUGUGAAAUUUAUCUAUUAUUUUACCUUGCUUAUUGAAUUCCUUUUAAAGCCUUUCUGUGAAGCAAGCUUUAUCCACAAUUCUGGAAUGUAUUUUGAUUUCAAAGCCCCUCUCAUGGUGAAUGACGUUCAGAAGACUGAAUUUUUAAAUCAUUCGUCUUGCUCGCUGAUUUUUAAAGGAUGUUGAUCCCCAAGAAAAACCGAAUAGCUAUAUACGAGUACCUCUUCAAGGAGGGGGUCAUGGUGGCCAAAAAGGAUUUUAAUCUCGCCAAGCAUCCUGAGAUUGAGGGAGUUCCAAACUUGGAGGUCAUCAAAGCUGCUCUGGUAUGAAAAUCAGUAAUAUACGAAGGUUUUGUUUUGCUAGAACGAUACAAAUUGAUAAUUUUGAUACUCGAUAAAAUUGAUCGUAAUCGAUUAAUAUCAAUUAUCUAUAAAAAUCGAUGGCGAAAGUUUGUGGUUAUCAACGGAAAGGCGCCAACGAAAUACUGGAAAUCUGCGGAGAUAGCUAGAAAUGGUGACUCUUAAGUAUUUCGGCUGAUUAAUUCACCCAGGCUGAUUCAUGGCAAGAAUAGUCGUAGAAAUUCCACACGUGAAGUGACUCAGCCUAGUUUCUUUUGGUAGAGGUACAACACGUUCAUCAGAGUAUACAUGUUUUUCACUGUUUUUUCUGUGUGCUAUGUUUGUGUGAGCUCCAGUUUUAUAAAUUGCUUCAAAUGGGAAUGAGUCAUCACAAAUUAUGGUCAAGGAUGGGAGAGGUUUUUACUUUUCCGAUAAGACAAACCCUUACUUAAUUCUUAGUUAAUGUUCAUUUGUUCUCUCAGCCAAUCAAAUUGAUAUCAUAGGUAAUCUGGGCCUAAAUCUUGUGGUUAUUGAUACUUAUUGCUUAUUUUGGCUAAUCAUAACCAUUACAAUUUCUGCAAAUGUGAUUGGUGCACUAGCUGCUUCAUUUUUCAGUAAUCAUUCUAUAGAGUUGUAAUCAGACAGUGUAAUUGAACAGUUAGCCAUAAUUGGACACCUGUGUGACACACUUUGUGUCGUCCAAUUCUGCCUGUAAUUAUACUUGUGAUUAACAAUUUGGACUCCAGCUUCAUGGUCAUCCAAUUUUGUUAAUCCCUUAUAUUAUUACAGACCGAAUUGGACUCCACUCAGUUGAUCAAAAAUUAUUGCUUAUUAUCGAGUAACAUUGAGUAAUCAAUUAGUUUCUAGCAAUUUGUAACAUCCUGAUUUCACACAUGACAGAGUAUGUAUAGAGUGUUGAAUUUUUGUCAAAGAACAGAAACAUCCGAUCAGAAUAUCAAAACCUGGAAAACAGGGAAAGUGGGAAGAGGUGUGAAGUUUGUCCUAAGCUAAAACAAACGCUCAUGUUGAGAUCUUCAAAAAAUAGCUGAAUUAAUACGAGUUUCUCUGGAAGCAACAAUUAUUUUAUAAAUUAUUCUAUAAUUUUAAUAAUAAAUCAUUAUUUUAUAAAUAGGAAAGCUAAGAAAUUUCAAUUUUAUGGAUAAUCAUUGAAACUUCUCUGCUAUUUUUAGCCUCAUUAUUUGGCUGGAAAGUGUGGUUUUAAAAAAGAAAAAAUGGUUCAGAAAAAGUCAGGAAAAAAAUCUGAUUUUGUAUGCAUAAAUGCAUACAGACCUUUUCAUAAGCUGGGGUGUUGCAACUUGUUGCCAUGUAAAUAAAAUUGUGCUGCUGUUUUGAUGAGGUAUCUCAUUUAGAUGGUGAUGUUAAGGUGUACAUAGGUUUGAUUAUUGUAUUUUUCUUUCAUGAUGUCUGUUUCUUUUAGGAUGAGGGAACAAGUAGAGAAGCUAGACUAUUUUUUGUGGUACUAAUAUGUCUUCAUUUUGUAGUCCCUAAAAUCUCGUGGAUAUGUCCAAGAGAAGUUUUCUUGGCAGUGGUACUACUGGUACCUCACCAAUGAUGGUAAGAAAUUAUUACUAGAACAAGCUAGCAAUGAUGAUGAAGUUUGAUUGAAAUCUGGGAUCAAUAUCAGUAUCUGGGAAACUGCCCACCUACCCCUCCCCUAACCCAACAUUAACCCUAACUUGUUAACAAUUGACUGUUGUUGGGUUAGGGGAGGGGUAAGUGGGCAGUUGCCCAGAUACUGAUAUUGAUCCAAAAUCUGUGCUACUAGACCCUAUUUGUAUGCAACUACCCACUAAGAUAGAUAGCCACUUGUUCAUAGCAAGGCAUAGACAAAUUUUGUUGCAUCCCAAGCCUAAUUUUCAUAAUCUGUGAUUGUUGUACUUUUGUAAUAUUUUUAAAGAAUUGGCCAUGGUUGUUUGAAGACUGGAUAGAUGCUAUCCACUGGAUAUAUCUCUAUUGGUGUACAGUGCAGUAUGUUUUGUUAACAAUUAUUCCAGUUAGCAAUUUAUCUGUUGGAUAGUGUAAUGCACCCUUUACAUAAGUGGGCCCCAUAGUAUAAGGCAUUAUUCAAACUUGAACAGUACUUUCCAAAUUAGGAUUUGCUUUAAAUUUGUCAAAAAAGCUUGCAGUGUGAACUUUAGUUGGGUGCUCAUCACGUUGUGCAACAUGUAGAGAAUUAAUCAUGGAGAUUAUGCAAUGUUAUUUAAUCGGCUUAAUCACACUUUAAAUGACUUGCUUUCAGGAAUCACAUACAUCAGAGAAUUCCUUCACCUUCCUCCUGAGAUUGUACCAGCUACUCUUCGCCGACAAGCCAGGACUGAAACAGCUAGGCCACGACCUAAAGGUGCGUUGGUUUGCAAACCCUUUAACUCUGAGAUUUGAUUGUUAGUUCUUCCCUUAAGCCACUACACAUUUCCUAAGUUAGUGAAAAUGUGCAGAAGAAUCUGGUGUUAUACCAAGACAACGACUUCUACCAGAUAAGUUUGAGUAUUCUCAUUACUGUUUGCUAGAUAAAGCAGGGAUAUUGUAGGGAGAAGCUACAUGUUCAUCACUUCUGGGAGUUAAAGAGUUUAAAGUUAUUGUUGGACCCUCAUAGUUUCCUCUUAGCAAAUUGCUUCUCUACUGAUGAACACUGUUUUGCCUUGGUUGGUAGUCAGCCAAAGUUUUAAAUAAUCUUUAAAUGUUUCAUGAAUUCAAUUCACUGCCACUCACCAAAAAUCACUUAACUGCAAUUUUCAGUGGAGUGAAAAGCAGCAGAAGUUUGGAGAUCACAUUUUGACUUUGAAAUCAUGUUGUUCUCAUGGGUAACUGGCCCUGUUUCCAGUGGCAACAUAUCAUUUGACUUAUUGGUCAGUGGUGCAUGUCUUUUUAGAUUCAGUUACCAUUGGAAACUAGGAAGGCUACCCAUACCAACAGUUAUUUUGCAGUCAAAAUUCUCUCUCCAAACUUUUCUGCACCUCAAUCUAUGGAGUGUCCUAGUUUUUAGUUAAUGUUAGGUUCUAUAUAAACAAUAUCUUCUAUUUGACACAAAAUUAUGCAUGGUCAUUGGACUGCAUACAUUAUCUGUUCCAAGAUGCAAACAGUUUUCUGAGAGCAAAGCUUGAGGAAAACUGUAAGCUUUGAGGAACAGAUCAUGUCCACAGACAAAUACAAAAGCACAUACUUUUGUGCAAAGUUUAGGCUAUUGUGUUCAUUAUCUUUCAAAUAUUCUGCAACACAGGUGGUAAAAUGUUUAUGAAUGGCUUACUGUUUGCUGUGCGAGAUGUUUUUUUUUUAGUGUUCUCUGAUACAACUUAAUGAACAAAAAAAUAUUUCCCUUUUUCUGUAACAACCACAGUACACUCUCUCAUCUUGAAUUAAGUUUCAAACAAAAACUUGUUGUAGGUCUGUAAAUUGGGGAAUAUCACUUGAGUGAUAUCCUCAGAUAUCCCCCAGUUUGAGCUGAGGAAUAUUGGUCACAUGCUGCGUUAGUCAAACAAAAACAUGAUGGAUCAUAAAGUUUAAUAUAGUAUGUCAUGAUAUAGCAAGGUCCAAAAUUAAUUUAUUGGGAACAGAGUGGAAAUAGAACUGCCAGUAUCUUCUUACAACUUCAAUCCUGACUCAUAGGUCCAGACCAACCCCGUGGCCCUCCCUCUGGUGACUCUGCUGACCGUGAGGCUUACAGGCGUGGUCCUGCCCCUGGUAUGGAACCUAAAGGAGGUGCUGGCUCAGACUUCAAGCCUGAAUUUGUAAGUGUUUCCCUUAAACUUAAAGCUUAACAUUUUAGCUCCCUCGAAGGAAACAAACAAAGAGCCAAGUCCUAGCCCCAGCUCUUUAAAGGGUUGAUAAUGCUAUCCAUGGGAUAAAUAUCUCUCUGGUGGAUGACAUAGAAUAUUUUUGUCUAAAAUUAUAUGUUGGAUAGUGAUAUCUGCUCUCUGAAAAACUGGACCCUGUCCUUUUAGUUUUGAACAUGUUACUAAAUAUUAGACACUGUUGGUUAUCAAGUUUCUUGGUUGACCCACCAUCAUUUCAGCUGCAUGUUAAGAUUAGAACUGAUAUUUCGGUAAUUCCCUUUAGAACAAAUGACGAACUUUCCUGAAGGCCAGCUCCAUUGUACAACUCUAAUAGCAUAACAUGCAUAGUGCUUUGUUUAUAAUGUGGGACUUUAUUAUCAUUGAAGCAACCAAAGUCAUUUGUUUUUGGAGACAUUGUUUAUAUUGUAAACCAACACCUUUCUCUGGGUUACCAAUAGUUUUGUUUUUCUUUGAGGGUUAGCAACCUUUUUUUUUUCCCUUCUUUUUCACAGAGGGCUGGUUAUGGUCGUGGCCGUGGUGGAUUUACAGGUUCAACUCAGCAAUGAACAAUUUAACCAAGAUCAUUGUUAAUAGUACAAAAAAAUAAACAUCUUUC